Caenorhabditis briggsae is the source of this 603-nucleotide messenger RNA. The transcript is spliced from 2 exons. NCBI's taxonomy places the organism in Eukaryota, Metazoa, Nematoda, Chromadorea, Rhabditida, Rhabditidae. The record is from RefSeq and is a predicted model, not a curated record. Bases 1 to 603 code for a protein of 200 amino acids.
AUGGUUAGGUCCUCCAUCGUCAUCGUUUUCUUUUUAGUACAAUUCAGUGAUGCCACAAAGCUAGACGAUGUGAUGAAAAUGGCGACAACAGAACUUGGAAUCACUUUCUGGAAUCAAGCUGAGCUGACCGUGAUUGCAAACUGUUGCGAAUCACAGUUCUAUGUCACUCCAAAUAACAACACUGCGAUUCUUUCGGCUGCCAAGAAUUGCAUUCUAAAAAAUUCUGGAAACAAAGCUGUCUCAGCUCUAGCUCUGUACAGCAACGUCAACAACUGCUUGAACCCAGAGACUCUUGAUUCGGUUGUUUCCGAUUUGAUAGCUCCAGUUCUUGCUCUUGCUGAUGCUCUCGUGAGAAAAUUGAAGACGACACUAUCGAACUGCAAGGACACGAACACUCAGACUGGUGCUGCGAAGCAGGAAGCAUGCAUUCAGAAGACGUACGGAGUCGUUUUGACCGAUCUAACACUAGCAUAUGUUGAUGGUAUCUGUAAGAAGGUCGUCAAUGAAAAUGUCGAACCAAAGGAAUGGGGAUGUGGAUUGAAGUAUAUUCCAAGUGUUCUCACGUUCAGUAAAUAUGAAUGUUCGAAGAUUGUCAAAAAUUAG